Messenger RNA from Paramecium primaurelia, 2282 nucleotides. Lineage: Eukaryota; Ciliophora; Oligohymenophorea; Peniculida; Parameciidae. The record is from the annotation of a GenBank genome assembly.
AUGAGUUAAUCUUAUAAAGAGUAUUGGAAGAUGUUAAUGGAAGAUCAAAGAAAAGUUUAAUCAAUUUGUGGAACUAUAGAACUCACAUUCUAAUUUACAAAUGAAAAUGAACUAUAAUAUAAUGUGGAGGAUUGCCAGAUAGAAUAUGAUUAAUUAUUAGAAGAUGAAAUGUAGAAUUAUGAUGGUCCAGAUGAUUUGAAUAUUAAUUAUUAUUAUUCUAAUGAAAAAGGAGAAGAAGUAAAAAUAAAUAUAGAAAACUAUGAGAUAGAUGAUAUUUCAGACCUUAAUGAUUAAAAUGAUUCAUUAGAAGAAGGUAAUUCAUUAUUUGAUGUUUCAUGUAUAAUGAUAAGUCCAAAUCAUUAAUUUAUUUUAAUAUGUGUAAAUGUUUAAAUUUUAAGAAAAAAAGAAUCACAAAGACUUAUAAUUAUAGAUAUUUACAAUCAUAAGAUAUAAAAAUUAUUUUAUAGAUCUAAUUUUUUAGGAGAUACAAAUCCAUAAUUCUCUAAAGAUGGUAAUUUGGCAUUAAUAAAUAUUACAAAUGAUACUGAAUAAUCAAUAUCAAAAUGUUUGUUUUUGGAUCUUAAAAAUAGAAUUUAUAAAGUUUUAUACUUUUAAACUAAUUAACCUAUUUUAAGAAUAGAAUAUGAUGAUUAAUCUAAUUGUUUUUUUUAUAUGACACAUUUAGGUACAAUAUAUUAAUAACCAUUUAAUUUUGAAAAUUACAAUAUCGAUAAAUCAAAAAGAAAGAAAUAUAAAAUUAAUUCAAAAUUCUAUUAAUUUCUUGAAAAUCAUGAUACUCAACUUUAUAUACUUGUUGAUUAUUUAGCAUUAAUUGUUAAUUAAAAAGGUUAAUAUAUUAUAACCAGAAUAAAAAAGAAUUGUAAAAUUAUAAAAAAUUACAUUUUUGAAAAUUAUUAUCCAAAAUUCAUAUCUAAAAAGCCUGUUUAUGUUGUGGUAGCAGAUCCUAAAGAACAAACAUUUCUUUUAAUUAAUAUAUCAAUAGGAAAAUUAAUCAGAAAGAAACAUCUUACUUAGUAAUUUUAAAAGUCUAAUUAUUAUUAUGAUUCAUAAAAUCAAUCUUAUCAUUUUUCAUAUUAAAUUAAUUGUCUAACAUAAGGGCAAGGUGAUAAUGAAGAUAAUAUUAACUAAGAAUAAAGAAGAAAAUGGAUGAUUUUUGAUUUUAUUAGAGGAAUUUAAAAAUANAAAUUAAUAAAAAUUUUUAAUCUAAAAGUCAAGAUUUAGUUAAUAAUAUUCAUUAACGUUAUCAGAAAUUUAUUAGGUUCCAAAAUUUUUUCAGCUCUUGACUCAACGAUUAAUUCAGUUAUUCAUAAAAUAGCUUCAUAAUCCAUUUUUUAAUCAUAUAAGAAGUAUCGUGUUAAUGCUCUUUAUCCAAACUAACCAAAUAAACAUUUCAAAAUAUAUAAUUUUUAAACUCUGACUUUAGUUAUAUUUGAACUCACAUUCUAAUUUUCAAAUGAAAAUGAACGAUAAUAUAAUGUGGAGAAUUGCCAGAUAGAAUAUCUUUUAUUAUUAGAAGAUGAAAUGUAGAAUGUUGAUGGUCCAGAUGAUUUGAAUAUUAAUUAUUAUUAUUCUAAUGAAAAAGGAGAAGAAGUAAAAAUAGAUAUAGAAAACUAUGAGAUAGAUGAUAUUUCAGACCUUAAUAAUUAAAAUGAUUCAUUAGAAGAAGGUAAUUCAUUAUUUGAUGAUUCAUGUGUAAUGAUAAGUCCAAAUCAUUAUUUUAUUUUAAUAAAUGUAAAUGUUGAAAUUUUAAGAAAAAAAGAAUUACAAAGACUUAUUAUUAUUGAUGUUUAUAAUCAUAAGAUAUAAAAAUUAUUUGAUAGAUCUAAUUUUUUAGGAGAUACAAAUCCAUAACUCUCUAUAGAUGGUAAUUUUGCAUUAAUAAAUUAAAAAUGAUAGUGAAUAAUCAAUAUCAAAAUGGUUGUUUUGGGAUCUUAAAAAUAGAAUUUUAACAGUUUUAUACUUUUCAACUAAUUAACCAAUGUUAAGAAUAGAAUAUGAUGAUUAUUCAAAUUUUUUUUUUAUAUGACACAUUUAGAUACAAUAUAUUAAUAAUCAUUUAAUUUUAAAAAAUUACCAUAUCGAUAAAUCAAAAAGAUAGAAAUAUCAAAUUUAAUUCAAAAUCCUAUUAAUUUCUUGAAAAUCAUGAUACUCAUCUAUAUAUAUUCGUUGAUUAUUUAGCAUUAAUUGUUAAUUAAAAAGGUUAACAUAAUAUUACCAGAAUCAAAAACAAUUGUAAAAUUAAAAAAAAAUUAAAUUUUUGA